AUUUUUGUUGCUAUCAGCAAGAGCUUCCUAGGCGGCAUUAGGCUGGUCUGCCACCUUCUCUGCGCUGUUUUCAUUUUUUGGGCCUGGUCUCCUUGACGUUUUCCUGUCAUGGCUUCCAAUGUCAUACCCUGGUAUAAGAAGAAGGCUGUGAGCCAAGUUAAAACUGAUUAUGCUUAUCAUCACAGUAAAUAUGUUGUCAAGCAGCAGACAGAAAGGAAAUCAAGCUCCAAGUCAGCCCACCUGGUGCAGACUCAGGCCACAGAAGCUAUGGCAGAACCAGCCUAUACCAUACCGGCUUCUCGGCUGACGACUACCACAGAAACUGAGGAGUAUCAGAGAGUCACUACAAAUGUGGGAAAAGGACUGGCUGUUAUUCAGGAGGAGCUGCACAGAAUGAGGAUGGCGACUAAAGCUCAGGUGGAGAGUAUUGCUAUCCAAAAAGAGGUUAAGGACAUGAUGAAAAAGAGAGGGGAUUUAUUGGAAGAAGUUCCCAGAAUGCCAGACUUCCUGAUGGCCCUGAGGCCCCACACUGUCUGGGAGAAGACUCCAGUGAAGCUAUUUUGCACUGUGGAGGGUAACCCACGACCUAUUGUUAAAUGGUAUAAAGGAGGAGCUCGUGUUGACCCACUGAGUGCCCCAGGAAAGUACAAGAUUGAGAGCAAGUAUGGAGUCCACAGUCUGAUCAUUAGCAGGUGUGUAGUGAGUGAUACUGCAGAGUAUUGUGCUGUGGCAACCAAUCAACAUGGCACAACUACCAGCAAGGCCAUGGUCACUGUAAAGAGACCAGCAGGAGUUGGAGAGUCCUGUCAGCUUGGUCUAGUGCCCCAUCUGACUGAGAUCCAUCCCAGUAAGCUUGAGGUCACUCUGCUGGAGAGGUUCCCAGUGAGUUUUGGUGUCGAGGGCAGCUCCAUCAAACUUGUCUGUACUAUGGUGGUUGUCCCUGACCUCCCCAACGUACCACCCCUGACCCAGUGGUACAGAGAUGAUAAACUGUUGAAACCAACUAAGCUGGUAGAGAUGUCAGUGGGUGGAGGUGCAGCAUCUCUGACUCUGCCUCAACUGGCCAAAGAUGAUGAGGGCCUGUACACCAUUCGUAUCUUCACAAAAGACGGCACCGCUGAGCACAGCGCCUACCUGUUUGUGUCAGAUGCCCCUGCGUCUAUAGAAGGUGCUCCCGGUGCACCAAUGAGCGUCAAGGCAUAUGACGUCAACUCGGAUUACGUCCUGGUUGCCUGGAAACCCCCCAACACCGUCAACGAGGCACCAAUCACCGGAUACUUUGUGGAUCGCUGUGAAGCUGGCAAUGACACCUGGGUUCAGUGUAACACGGCACCAGUAAAGGUUUGCAAAUACCCAGUGAAUGGUCUCAGUGUGGGCCACUCCUACUACUUCCGAGUGAGAGCUGUGAACAGCGCAGGCAUCAGCAGACCUUCACGCAAGUCUGACAAAGUCACAGCCAUCGAUGCUGCAGAGAGUGAGCGCCUGCAAGUGAUUAAAAUUGAAGGGAAAUAUGACAUAGUGAUCAAGGAUGAUGAACUGGAAGGCUAUGUAACUGUCCCUGGCGAGCCCACGGACGUGCAUGCGUCUGAGAUUUUCAAAUCGUAUAUGGUGCUGAGCUGGAAGCCUCCCAGCCCUCGCGGACGAGCUCCGCUCUGGUACAUCAUUGAGAAGUGCUUAGCAGGCACUGGAGUAUGGCAGCGGAUCAACACAGCCGUCAAACUGCACUCACCCCGUUACCCAGUUUUUGAUUUGCAAGACGGGCAAAAGUACCAGUUUCGAGUCUAUUCUAUCAACAUGUACGGUUCCAGCCAGGCCUCAGCACCUUCAGAGCCCAUCCAAAAGGUCAAUGAGGAUGGCGUUCCCUCUGCUCCUGGGAAGGUUGUUGCCACCAGAAACACCAAGUCUUCUGUGUUUGUCCAGUGGGAGACUCCAAAACAUCUGAAGAGUCUGAUGGGCUAUUACAUUGAUGGUCGAGUUGUUGGAGCCAAAGAGUGGUUCCCUUGUAACCACAAACCCUUCAGACAUAACAGGUUUGUGGUGCACGGCCUUAUCCCAGGGGAGAGCUAUGUGUUCCGUGUGCAAGCUGUCAACAUCUUCGGCCUCAGCGAAGAGUCUCAGGAGUCCUCUCCCAUCGCUGUGGAGCCUGCUCUGGCCACUCCCAGCGCUCCGUACGGUAUCACCAUGCUGAGCUGUGAUGGCUCUUCCAUGACUUUGGCCUGGAAGAGUCCCAAACACUGCGGUGGCUCCAAGGUCAACGCUUAUUACAUCGACAAACGGGACGCUGACACUUUGGUGUGGAAGGAGGUCAACCUAGCUGCUGUCACUGAAAGGAUCUGCACUGUGGACAACCUAACAGAGGGAAUUUUUUACGAGUUCAGGAUCCAGGCUGGUAACCUAGCUGGUGUUGGUCUACCAUCAGCUCCCAGUGCCCCAAUGAAAUGUGAUGCUUGGACCAUGGAGCAGCCAGGUCCAGCCUAUGACCUGAGCUUCAGUGAGGUCAGAGGUGACUCUCUGGUCAUCCUAUGGAAAGCUCCUAUUUAUACUGGAGCUAACGCUGUUACUGGAUACUUUGUGGACAUGGCUAAGAAGGGUUCAAGUGAGUUUGUUACUCUGAAUGGGGAACCUGUGAGUCAUCAUUACCUGCAGGUGACUGGACUUCAGGAAGGGAAUAGCUACGUCUUCAGAGUUCGUGCAGUCAAUUCAAAUGGUGUUGGAAAACCUUCUGAGCUGUCUGAGCCAGUCUCUGCCAAAGCUCUUCCAGGAACAACAGAGAUAGUAGCCGGCGUGGAUGAGGAGAAUGGAGAUGUUUUCCUGUCAUUUGAGGCCUGUGAGAUCUGUGAAACAUCUAAGUUUGUGUGGUCAAAGAACUACAAACCUAUUGGUGAUUGCCCUAGGGCCACCGUCUCAGCAAAGGGCAGAACCUCCAGACUUACUUUCACCAACCCUGAUAAGGAUGAUCUGGGCAGAUACUCUGUGGUCGUCACUGACACAGAUGGAGUUUCUUCCAGCCACACUCUGACUGAGGAUGCUUUAAACACGAUGCUUGAGCUCAGCUACGCCAUCAGGCAUCCAGUUGUUCCUCUGAAACACAGUCUCAACUAUGAGAUUUUGGAGAAGGGACACGUGCGUUUCUGGCUGCAGGCCGUCAAGCUGUCUCCAUCCCUUUCCUACAGGUUCAUUGUUAACGACAAAGAGGUCACCAGUGGGGAGGGUCAGAAGAUCAGCCACGAUGUUGCUUCAGGUGUCAUCCAGAUGACUGUGGAUCAUUUCACCAGAGCCAAUGAGGGCACAUACACCGUCCAAAUCAAUGAUGGCAAAGCCAAAACCCAGAGUUCUCUGGUCCUGGUGGGAGAUGCAUUCAAGGCUGCUCUGAAGGAGGCUGAGUUUCAGAGAAAAGAGCACAUUAGGAAGCAAGGUCCACAUUUCUCUGAGUAUCUGGAUUUCACUGUCUCUGAGGAUUGUACAGUGAUGCUCACCUGCAAGGUGGCCAAUGUAAAAAAGGACACUUCUUUCCACUGGUACAAAGAGGAUGAUGAGAUUGUUCCAGAAAGUCCACCCAAUGUCAUGUCUGGAGCCUGUGCUCUUCCUUUGCCUUUGUUCUCCAGGAAAGAUCAAGGUGUUUACAAGGCUGUGUUGAGUGAUGACAAAGGAAAGGACACUUCUGUUUUUGACAUUUCUGGCCAAGUGUUUGAUGACAUCAUCAAUGCAAUUGCUCGCAAUGCUGGUGCGUCUGCCUCUGAGCUGGUCAUGCAGUGUACUCCAGAGGGCAUCAGGCUGCAAUGCUACAUGAACUACUACACAGAGGAGAUGAAGACUGUCUGGAAGCAUAAGGAGAGUAAGAUUGCCUCCUCUGAGAAGAUGAGGAUUGGUGGCACUGCAGAGAUGGCCUGGAUGCAGAUUUGUGAUCCAUCUGAUAAGGAGAAGGGUCACUAUGCCAUCGAGAUCUCAGACGGCGUUACAACCCACACUAGGACGUUUGACCUCUCUGGACAAGCAUACACUGAUGCCUAUGAAGAGUAUUUAAGACUUAAGGCAGCUGCAUUUGCUGAGAAGAACCGUGGUAGAGUGGUUGGUGGACUGCCUGAUGUGGUCACUAUUAUGGAAGACAAGUCUCUUAGCCUGACUUGCACUGUGUGGGGCGAGCCGACCCCCGAGGUCACCUGGUUCAAAAAUGAGCAGGAAGUAGCAUCCAAUGAGCACACCCGAGUGACAUUUGAUGGUGGGAAGUUCGCCAGCUUGGUCAUCAAUAAAGUCACCACUGACGACUCUGGCAAGUACAGCAUCAACGUUCGAAAUAAGUACGGUGGCGAGUUUGUGGAGAUCACCGUCAGCGUCUACAGGCACGGAGAGCCAAUCCCCGAGCCCAAACUAGGACAGCCUAAAACAGCCACGCCGGCAGCCCAGCCUGUGCCGAAAUCUCCAGCCCCCUCCAAGACUCCCAUCCCAGCUAAGCCCCAGACCCCUGCUCAGUCCAUGAAGAGCCCAACUCCUGCCUCUACCCCCUCUUCGACACCAGCCCCCAAGUCCCCGACUCCAACUCCAAAGUCUCCUACUCCUCCCCGCAGUGUCAAGUCUCCAACCCCCCCCAGAUUCAUGAAGUCUCCCACCCCACCCAGAAAGUGAAAGGUGGGGUACUGAUGUCUGAGAGCAAAACAUUCAUUGUUAGCAACAUUAAGAAUUAACAGGAGGGUGAAACUAGGGGCUGUUUGUUAGUUUCUUUAGUUGGAUGAAAAAAAAAUUUAAAACUGCUGCUUAUACUGAAUUACAAGCUUUAAAAAAUGAGCCAACAUGUAACUACACGAUGUUCAUCACGAAGUGAAAGACAAAGGAAAAACUCACAAGUAAGUUAAUGUUUUAGAAGCAAACUUGGUCAGUGUGCAGUUUCAGUUGAAUGUCUGUUUCCUGUUUUAUUUCCUGAUUUAUAAAACUAAUGGUCUUAUUUCCAAGGCCUCAAUGUUGGUGUGAGAAAGGCAUGGAACUCAAACCAGUUUCAUACACCAGCUUUGGUCCUUCAUGCAGACAAGUAUUUUCCUUCAACUAAAGAACUGACCCAUCAGUGUUCCCAGGUUUUAGAAAUAAAAAUUAUAUGAUUAAUAAAUACUUUAGAUCCUCAUUACAAGAGAACUUGUGUCCUGUUGGAAUAUACCAAUUGUAGAAGUUCCUCCACGUUCGCUAGACUAGUUUUUGCUCUCUCUCACAGUACACUUCAUUUUUAUGUCAUCAUAAAGCCUGUCACUUGGGAUGUAAGUAAACAUAUUUACUUUCUGCCUUCAUCUUUGUGCCGGAACAAUCCAACUUUGUGGAUUGUCCUGUUUGUGUCUCUGUAGUGCUUUGUGGUGGCAAUAAAACACACGUAUCAACCUCA
Girardinichthys multiradiatus is the source of this 5365-nucleotide messenger RNA. RefSeq names its product myomesin 2a (gene myom2a). The transcript is spliced from 37 exons. The coding region runs from base 109 to 4623 and encodes 1504 amino acids. The record is from RefSeq and is a predicted model, not a curated record. Lineage: Eukaryota; Metazoa; Chordata; Actinopteri; Cyprinodontiformes; Goodeidae. Gene Ontology annotation, molecular function: protein binding.